AUUCAUCAACAACUCAUUCUUCUAUAACAUAAAUAGAAAAACAGAGAGAGACACAUAAAUAUAAAUACUUCCUUUGAAGAUCAACGACCUGAUGGCUGUAAAAGUUUAUAUUGUGUAUUACUCGCUAUACGGACAUGUAGAGAGACUAGCAGAAGAAAUAAAAAAAGGUGCUGAUUCUGUAGAUGGCGUUGAGGCUACUCUAUGGCAGGUAUCGGAAACUUUGUCGGAAGAGGUGCUUGGUAAAAUGAGAGCACCACCGAAGAGCGAUGUACCACUCAUUAACCCGAAAGAGCUGCCGGAGGGUGAUGGUUUCGUGUUCGGCUUUCCAACAAGAUUCGGAAUGAUGGCUGCUCAGUUCAAAUCUUUUCUAGAUGCAACUGGAAGCUUAUGGCAGACGCAACAGCUCGCUGGCAGGCCAGCCGGAAUCUUCUAUAGCACCGGUUCUCAAGGUGGCGGACAGGAGACUACAGCACUCACUGCUAUCACUCAGUUAGUUCACCAUGGAAUGCUGUUUGUUCCGAUCGGAUAUACAUUCGGCAGCGGCAUGUUCGAGAUGAAUGAAGUGAAGGGUGGCAGUCCGUAUGGUGCCGGAACUUAUGCUGGUGGUGAUGGAUCAAGACAACCAACUAAACUUGAGUUAGAGCAAGCAUUCCACCAAGGCAAGUAUAUUGCCACCAUCACUAAGAAGCUCAAGAAAGAAUGAAGCUAUUCAUAAAUUAGGAUAUUGAAUCCUGAUGAGUUCACUAGUAGUUACUUGUCAUGUAAUGUAUUGAGUUUAUAUUAUUGCAUGGAAAUAAUUGCUUCUUAUUAUAAAGGAAGCGCUUUGUACUCACUCGUGUUUUUCUAUU
Arachis duranensis is the source of this 848-nucleotide messenger RNA. Its product is annotated as probable NAD(P)H dehydrogenase (quinone) FQR1-like 1. The coding region runs from base 92 to 703 and encodes 203 amino acids. The transcript has 4 exons. NCBI's taxonomy places the organism in Eukaryota, Viridiplantae, Streptophyta, Magnoliopsida, Fabales, Fabaceae. Gene Ontology annotation, molecular function: FMN binding; NAD(P)H dehydrogenase (quinone) activity. The record is from RefSeq and is a predicted model, not a curated record.